GAACAAUUGGCUGUACAGUUGUCUUAAUUGGCAUUCACUCAUCACUGUGAAUGUGUCUCUGUUACUUCACCACCUCUAGGAAUGUUUUUAAGAACCUUGCAACCGAGGAGUUUUUUCUCAAAUGCUUUGAAAAUAAUAUCCUCUUGUUUUAUUGCAACUCUGCAAGUGUUGUCGUAGGAAGAAAUCAAAAUAUAUUCAAGGAAGUGAACGUAGAAUUCUGUGGUUCCAAUGGUUUGUGCAUAGCGAGAAGAAGGAGUGGAGGUGGUUGUGUUUAUCACGAUUUAGGAAAUUUAAACGUUUCACUAAUCACGACUCGUCGAAAGUUUAGCAAAACGCGACUAUUGGAAUGUAUCCAAAGUGCCUUGCAAAAGGAUUUUCAUAUUCCUGUGCAUAUAUCUGAAAGGAAUGAUUUGCGACUAUUUGAUAGGAAAGUUGCUGGUUCCGCGUAUCGCAUUACAGCCGAACGUGCAUAUCAUCACACAACUUUGUUGGUCCAAGCAGAUUUAUGGAGACUGGAAGAAGCUUUGCAUUGCUCUGAAAAAUUCACGGUAGAAACCAAAGCAACAGAAUCCAUCCGUUCAAAAGUAUGCAAUUUGACAGAAUACAAACGUUCCUUACAUAUUAUGGAUAUUUGUAGAGCAAUUAGCAAGGAAUGGUAUUCCCAAAGCCUAAAAGUCGUUCCUGAGCAGGGUUUUAUGCUAUUUGACAAUGAUGAUAUCGGUCGGUUAUCAAGUCAAAUAGAAAAGGAAUACAAACAAUUGAACAGCGUACAAUGGAUUUGGGGAGAAGGACCAGCAUAUAGUCUUCGUUGUCAUCUCCUUUUUCGUUGGGGUUUUAUUGACAUGUCUUUAAGAGUUGAAAAGGGAAAUCGUAUUAUAGGAGUAGAUAUGCAUAGCGCUUCGGGUAUUCCUUUCCAUCUUCGUGAAAGUAUGACACAGGCUAUGAUUGGAUUGAAUUGUUUGGGCAAUGUGUUACGUGACCGAAUAAUAGAGUUGACCAAAAAUGAAGGAAAGAACUAUGGUGAACAGUUCCAAGAGAUUGCGACUUGGUUUUUGAGCAAUCUGCCAACUCUCGGUAAUAUUGAACGAGCAGGAAAUAUAAAUAUACAAAAUGAAUAUCGACGAUAAACAGUUUUGGAUAUGUGAUAGGUUUGUUUCUGCUUUUGAAAGGUAUGAAUGUCUUGACCGACUGGAAAAGUUCGUUUUC
Messenger RNA from Galdieria sulphuraria, 1206 nucleotides. Its product is annotated as lipoate-protein ligase A. Gene Ontology annotation, molecular function: lipoyltransferase activity. NCBI's taxonomy places the organism in Eukaryota, Rhodophyta, Bangiophyceae, Galdieriales, Galdieriaceae. Bases 51 to 1127 code for a protein of 358 amino acids. Gene Ontology annotation, cellular component: cytoplasm. The record is from RefSeq and is a predicted model, not a curated record. Gene Ontology annotation, biological process: protein lipoylation. The transcript is spliced from 2 exons.